Messenger RNA from Penicillium daleae, 951 nucleotides. RefSeq names its product 4-hydroxybenzoate octaprenyltransferase. Gene Ontology annotation, biological process: ubiquinone biosynthetic process. Gene Ontology annotation, molecular function: 4-hydroxybenzoate polyprenyltransferase activity. The transcript has a single exon. Gene Ontology annotation, cellular component: mitochondrial inner membrane. NCBI's taxonomy places the organism in Eukaryota, Fungi, Ascomycota, Eurotiomycetes, Eurotiales, Aspergillaceae. Bases 1 to 951 code for a protein of 316 amino acids. The record is from RefSeq and is a predicted model, not a curated record.
AUGAAUCGGACAACGAGGACACGGAGCCCCAUCCGGCAUGGCAAAGUACCUUCAUCUUUACCAACUACACUAGCUGCAUAUGGCGAGUUGAUGAGAGUUCAUCGACCUUUGGGCUUCUACCUGAAUACUUCCCCCUAUAUUGUGGGUGUCGCGUUUGCGGCCUCUGUCUCUUCUACUCGAAUACCGCCGAAUAUUAUUGCAUAUCGCACUGUGCUUCUGGUCGCUUGGUCCUUCUGCCUUCGCUGUGGUGGGUGUGUUUGGAAUGACCUUAUUGAUUCAGAUUUGGAUUCACAGAUCUCGCGAACGAGAUUAAGACCUAUUCCUCGUGGGGCGGUAUCGAAGACCGAUGCCACUCUGUUAGGUGUCAUCGUCUUUGCGUGCGGGUGGUAUACGGUGUCUUUUCUACCGCGGAGCUGCAUGCUGGAUGCCUUGAUCAUCACAGUCUCCGCAUUGGUCUAUCCCUUCGGCAAAAGAUUCACAGAUUACCCGCAAUUGACUCUAGCCAAUAUCGGUUGGGCGGUCCCUAUGGCUGUGCACAGUUUUGGAAUGGACCCUCUUGCUCUACUUGUGCCCACUAUUUGCAUGUAUAUGUUUAUCGCAACGGUGAUCAUCAUGGUGGAUGUGAUCUACUCGAGACAAGACACUGAAGAAGACACGAAAGUUGGCGUCAGAAACAUGGCCGUGCGAUUUCGGGACAGCAUUCAUGUCGUGGUAUAUUCUCUUCUAUAUGCGUCUACAGCUUUUCUUGCCACCGCGGGUGCUUUGACUGGGCUUGGGUUACCAUUCUUCAUCAUCUCAGUCGGGGGCCACUUUGUCGGCUGCUCGAUUCUACUACAAGCGACACGGUUUGGAAAAUCUUCAAAGGUGGAAGCCUACUCCAAAUCUGCUUUCUUCCUUGCAACUGUGUUUUGGGUGCUAGGUUUUGUUGCUGAGAACUGCAUAAAUGGCUAA